AUGUCUGACGAGGUCAACAAUGCUGCGCCAGCCACGAAUGGCCAGAUCACCGAGGUGCUGAUUCUCUCGCUUCGCUCCGUUGCGCACGAGACAAUCAAGAACCUCGUGCUGGCCGGCAUCGGCCGCCUCAUUGUCAUGGACGACGGCGCGGUCACGGAGGAAGAUCUCGGCAGCGGAUUCUUGUUCCGCGAGGAGGAUGGCGCUGUCGGCAAGAACGUGAGCUCUUCAAAUGGCGACUACCAGCUGACAGAUCAGCGAACGGAGGCAGCUCUGGCCCAGAUCCAGUCUCUGAACCCCCUCGUUUCGCUUACGGCUGAGCCGACGCUUGCGCCCUUCGUCGGUUCUGAUGGUGCGCCCGGAGAUCGUGCCCAGAUGGCAGAGUAUCUGAAGCGGGAGGGCGUGGAUGUCGUCGUCGCGUGCGACUUUGCGCGCCCGCAGCUCGAGGCCAUCAACGCUGCCGUGCGCGAUGCCGACUCCAUGUUCUUCGCGGCUGGAUCUUACGGAUUCUACGGGUACAUCUUCGCCGAUCUCGGUGCCAAGUACGAGAACGUUGCUAGCGCCCUCAUCAAGCUCCAGACUAACUACGUGCCGCUUUCGCAGGCGCUGGACCGGAGCAAGUGGCAGGACGUUGAGACGCCAGCCGGCAAGGGCGGAAGUCCCUUCCGCGGCCUCUCCAAGGCGAACACGCGCCAGGCCCGGCCGGAUCUGCACAUCGCGCUCCAGUCACUGUGGGACUACGAGGCGAAGCACGGGCUGCCUUCGAGCUCUGCGGCGGCGGUGGAGAUCCAGGCCACGGCGGAGCAGAUGCUGAAGGACCUCGGCGUGAACAAGCGCACGAUGAGGAGCGUUGACGAGGUGAUCAUCACGCACCUGGCCGAGCAUGCAACUCACUUCUUCCCGCCGACAUUGGCGAUCCUCGGAGGUCUGCUCGCGCAGGACGUUCUCCGUGCGCUAUCCCGCAAGGACAAUCCGAUCACCAACCUCCUCGUGUUAGACAGCAUGGGCGGUGCGGCCUCGGUCGCGCGCUGGGGCAUGGACGAGGCGGUCAUUAAGAAGAACUAG
This is a messenger RNA of Trichosporon asahii var. asahii CBS 2479, 1062 nucleotides long. RefSeq names its product SUMO activating enzyme. Gene Ontology annotation, biological process: protein sumoylation. Gene Ontology annotation, cellular component: cytoplasm; SUMO activating enzyme complex. The record is from RefSeq and is a predicted model, not a curated record. The transcript has 4 exons. The coding region runs from base 1 to 1062 and encodes 353 amino acids. Gene Ontology annotation, molecular function: SUMO activating enzyme activity. Lineage: Eukaryota; Fungi; Basidiomycota; Tremellomycetes; Trichosporonales; Trichosporonaceae.